AUGGCCCAAAACGUAAAUGAAGCGAAGCCGAAAUCAUCAACUGAACUGGCCAAAUUUGAUGCCUUGUUUCCGGAGCUUGUUGGGGAUUUGACAAAGAAUGAAAUGAAGAAUCCUGAAAUAGCAGAUGCUUUCAUUUGGUUCAAAGAGGUUUUACAUUAUAAUGUACCCUUUGGAGAGAAAACAAGUGGAGUUUCCGUUGUGACAUCGUACAAGCAUUUGGUGCCGCAGGCUUCAGAAGCAGAUAUGAAAAUUGCUCGCGUCCUGGGAUGGUGUAUAGAACUGCUGCAGGCAUGUUCCUUGAUUAUGGACGAUGUCGAGGACAACUCAGUGACCCGCAGAGGGCGGCCAUGUUGGUAUAAAAAGGAGGAAGUUGGACUGACAGCUGUGAAUGACGCAUCGUUUCUGGAAUGCACCGUCUACAGUCUGCUGAAGAAAUACAUCAGAGACAAGCCUUACUACUUAUCGAUUCUGGAACUGUUUCUGCAGACGACAUGUCAGACGGUAACAGGUCAGUGCUUGGAUCUGAUAACGGGUGCAUCCGGAGAGGUUGAUUUCUCCAAGUUCACAAUGGAGAGGUACAGUGCCAUCGUCAAGUGGAAGACAGGUUUCCAUUCAUUCUAUCUUCCCGUGGCUGUUGCUAUGCACAUGGCUGGGAUCUCGGACGAUGAAUCACACGCACAAGUAAUGCCAGUUUUAUUACAAAUGGGCCAUUUCUAUCAAAUCCAAAAUGAUUACCUCGACUGUUAUGGAGCUCCCGAGAUCACAGGAAAAGUGGGAACUGACAUACAGGACAACAAGUGUAGCUGGCUAAUUGUGAAAGCGUUAGAGAUUGCUUCAGAUGAACAGAAAGAGGCGCUUAAGCUGAAUCUUGAAGAUAUCUAUAAACAGUGUGAAGAGAACAGCUAUCAAGACUGUAUUCAUUUAAUUUACUCUAUGGACUCUGUAGUACCCAAGACAGUAUUUCUAGAUUUUGUUAAUAUGAUAUACAAACGUUAG
Molecule: messenger RNA, 996 nt
Organism: Candidula unifasciata
Lineage: Eukaryota; Metazoa; Mollusca; Gastropoda; Stylommatophora; Geomitridae
Source: the annotation of a GenBank genome assembly